This is a messenger RNA of Nematolebias whitei (Rio pearlfish), 1899 nucleotides long. It is a transcript of the gene hars, whose product is annotated as histidyl-tRNA synthetase. NCBI's taxonomy places the organism in Eukaryota, Metazoa, Chordata, Actinopteri, Cyprinodontiformes, Rivulidae. Gene Ontology annotation, biological process: histidyl-tRNA aminoacylation; mitochondrial translation. The coding region runs from base 86 to 1627 and encodes 513 amino acids. Gene Ontology annotation, molecular function: histidine-tRNA ligase activity; identical protein binding; ATP binding. The transcript has 13 exons. Gene Ontology annotation, cellular component: mitochondrion; cytoplasm. The record is from RefSeq and is a predicted model, not a curated record.
UACGCACUUCCUCCGUCCAUCGACGAGCAGCAGCAGCAGCGGCGGCGGCGGCUCGCGUGUGUUUGAGCCGGUGGAACACGCAGCCAUGGAGAACAAGACACAGAUUCAAGAGGCCAUUAAAAUCCAGGGGGAAGUUGUUCGAAAAUUAAAAUCCGAAAAGGCGAGCAAAGAACAGAUUGAUGAAGAAGUGGCCAAACUUCUGGAGCUGAAGGCUCAGUUAGGAGGAGACGAUGGCAAAACCCAGUUUGUGCUCAAAACCCCAAAGGGAACACGGGACUACAACCCCAAACAGAUGGCCAUCAGAGAGAAGGUCUUCAGCACCAUCGUCAGCUGCUUCAAAUGCCACGGAGCAGAGACCAUCGACACGCCAGUGUUUGAGCUAAAGGAAACCCUGACGGGGAAGUACGGAGAAGAUUCAAAGCUCAUCUACGACCUCAAAGACCAGGGAGGAGAGCUGCUGUCCCUCAGAUACGACCUGACUGUGCCCUUUGCACGUUAUCUGGCCAUGAACAAGAUCACCAACAUCAAGCGCUACCAUAUUGCUAAGGUCUAUCGCCGUGACAACCCAGCCAUGACCCGUGGGCGCUACCGGGAGUUUUAUCAGUGCGAUUUUGACAUAGCGGGCCAGUACGACGCCAUGAUCCCCGACGCAGAGUGCCUGAAAAUCGUCCAUGAAAUCCUCAGUGCGCUGGAGCUGGGAGACUUCCGCAUUAAGGUCAACGACAGACGCAUCCUUGACGGGAUGUUCGCCGUGUGUGGAGUUCCAGAUGACAAGUUCCGGACUGUCUGCUCAACUGUGGACAAACUGGACAAGAUGUCGUGGGAGAACGUGAGGAAGGAGAUGGUGGAUGAGAAGGGCUUGUCCGAGGAGGCUGCAGACCAGAUUGGGGUGUACGUCAGCAUGCAGGGUGGAAUGGACCUGGCAGAGCGCCUCCUUCAGGACCCAAAAAUGUCUCAGAGUAAGCAGGCCUGCGCCGGUCUGUCCGACAUCAAGCUCCUGUUCAGCUACCUGCAGCUCCUUCAGGUCACGGACAAGGUGGUGUUUGACCUGAGUCUGGCCCGUGGUCUGGAUUAUUACACCGGAGUGAUCUUUGAGGCGGUGCUGACACAAGCUUGCAUGACCCCGGUCUCUACUGACACCCAGAACGGGUCAGAAGAGAAUGUCAGUGUGGGCAGCGUGGCUGGAGGGGGCCGGUACGACGGGCUGGUGGGCAUGUUUGACCCAAAGGGCCGGAAGGUUCCAUGUGUCGGCGUCAGCAUCGGGAUCGAGAGGAUUUUCUCCAUCAUGGAGCAGAAAGCUGAGGCCUCAGCAGAGAAGAUCCGGACCACUGAGGUCCAGGUCAUGGUGGUGUCCGCUCAGAAGAACCUGCUGGAGGAAAGACUCAGACUCGUCACUGAGCUCUGGAACGCUGGAAUAAAGGCUGAGAUGAUGUACAAGAAGAACCCCAAACUGCUCAACCAGCUGCAGCACUGUGAGGAGGCGGGUAUCCCACUCGUGGCGAUACUGGGAGAACAGGAGUUGAAGGACGGAGUGGUUAAACUGCGUGUGGUGGCCACCAGAGAGGAGAUGGACGUGUCUCGAGCUGAUGUGAUCAGUGAGGUCAGGAGGAGAACCUCUGAAGCCUAACCAGGGUCUUAUUUCUAGAACUUCUGAACCAGUCCUUAGUAAAGCAUGAUGGACCUGAAAACAGGGACCUGGUUCUGCCAGCAGCCUCGUGGACUGGCGGGGCUCAGGGAGGAGCUCAUGCUGCUCCUCUGAAGGCUGCUUGUGUUCCAUCAAACUGCCUCUUUAAAACGUUCAACUGUCCUGUGUUUUGGAUUUCACCUGAAAGGCGUCACUUUCAGUGUUCACACGUAGUAUGCUCUGGGGAGUAGAUAUUCUUCAUUAAAGGCAUCUUG